AAAGUUGCCUUUUAUGGCUCGAGCCGCCGCGACUGCGCCCCAUAAAACCCGGCGGCGCGACGCACAGCCACAGCCGAGACUGCGUCCACUCCGCCAGCACAGGCCCCUCGCCCUUGCCGCUCCGCCUUCGCCGCCGGUCUACACCGCUACCAGUUCGCCAUGGAUGACGAUAUUGCUGCGCUCGUGGUCGACAACGGCUCCGGCAUGUGCAAGGCCGGCUUUGCGGGCGACGAUGCUCCCCGGGCCGUCUUCCCCUCCAUCGUGGGGCGCCCCCGACACCAGGGCGUGAUGGUGGGCAUGGGCCAGAAGGACUCCUACGUGGGGGACGAGGCCCAGAGCAAGAGAGGCAUCCUGACCCUCAAGUACCCCAUCGAGCACGGCAUCGUCACCAACUGGGACGACAUGGAGAAGAUCUGGCACCACACCUUUUACAACGAGCUGCGUGUGGCCCCCGAGGAGCACCCCGUGCUGCUGACCGAGGCCCCCCUGAACCCCAAAGCCAACCGUGAGAAGAUGACCCAGAUCAUGUUUGAGACCUUCAACACGCCGGCCAUGUACGUGGCCAUCCAGGCCGUGCUGUCCCUCUACGCCUCUGGCCGCACCACUGGCAUCGUGAUGGACUCCGGGGACGGGGUCACCCACACGGUGCCCAUCUACGAGGGGUACGCCCUGCCCCACGCCAUCCUGCGUCUGGACCUGGCUGGCCGGGACCUGACCGACUACCUCAUGAAGAUCCUGACGGAGCGGGGCUACAGCUUCACCACCACGGCCGAGCGGGAGAUCGUGCGGGACAUCAAGGAGAAGCUCUGCUACGUCGCCCUGGACUUCGAGCAGGAGAUGGCCACCGCCGCGUCCUCCUCCUCCCUGGAGAAGAGCUACGAGCUGCCCGACGGCCAGGUCAUCACCAUCGGCAACGAGCGCUUCCGCUGCCCCGAGGCGCUCUUCCAGCCCUCCUUCCUGGGCAUGGAGUCCUGCGGCAUCCACGAAACUACCUUCAACUCCAUCAUGAAGUGCGACGUCGACAUCCGCAAGGACCUCUACGCCAACACGGUGCUGUCGGGCGGCACCACCAUGUACCCAGGCAUCGCCGACAGGAUGCAGAAGGAGAUCACGGCCCUGGCUCCCAGCACGAUGAAGAUCAAGAUCAUCGCGCCUCCAGAGCGCAAGUACUCCGUGUGGAUCGGCGGCUCCAUCCUGGCCUCGCUGUCCACCUUCCAGCAGAUGUGGAUCAGCAAGCAGGAGUACGACGAGUCCGGCCCCUCCAUCGUCCACCGCAAAUGCUUCUAGGCGGACUGUUAGUUGCAUUCCACCUUUUUCUUGACAAAACCUAACUUGCGCAGAAAAUGAGAUGAGAUUGGCAUGGCUUUAUUUGGUUUUGUUUUUUUGGUUUUUUUUUUUGUCUUGAUUUUUUUUUUUUUUUUUUUUGGCGCUUGACUCAGGAUUUAAAAACUGGAACGGUGACGGUGACAGCAGUCGGUUGGAUGGAGCAUAUCCCCCAAAGUUUUACAAUGUGGCCGAGGACCUUGAUUGUACAUUGUUCUUUUUUUUUUUUUUUUUUUUUUAAUAGUCAUUCCAAGUAUCAUGAGAUGCAUUGUUACAGGAAGUCCCUGCCUUCCCAAAAGCUGCCCCGCCUCUCCCUGCGGAGAAGGGCCAGUCCUCGCCCAGGUCCACCCGAGGAGGGCAAUAGCAUCGCUUUAGUGUAAAUUAUGUACUCCAACAUUUUUUUUAAUCUUCGCCUUAAUACUUGUUCUUUUUGUUUGUUUUAUUUUGAGUGGUCAGCCAUCACAAUCCCCUUUUUUGUCCCGCAACUUGAAGUAUGAAGGCUUUUGGUCCCCCUAGGAGCGGGUUGAGGUGCGGAGGCAGCCAGGGCUUACCUGUACACUGACUUGAGACCAGUUCAAUAAAGUGCACACCUUAAAAAAGAAA
This is a messenger RNA of Phacochoerus africanus (Common warthog), 1926 nucleotides long. RefSeq names its product actin beta (gene ACTB). The record is from RefSeq and is a predicted model, not a curated record. The coding region runs from base 160 to 1287 and encodes 375 amino acids. The transcript is spliced from 6 exons. Lineage: Eukaryota; Metazoa; Chordata; Mammalia; Artiodactyla; Suidae.